This is a messenger RNA of Phanerochaete carnosa HHB-10118-sp, 1174 nucleotides long. RefSeq lists its product as uncharacterized. Gene Ontology annotation, molecular function: flavin adenine dinucleotide binding; electron-transferring-flavoprotein dehydrogenase activity. The coding region runs from base 41 to 1174 and encodes 377 amino acids. The record is from RefSeq and is a predicted model, not a curated record. NCBI's taxonomy places the organism in Eukaryota, Fungi, Basidiomycota, Agaricomycetes, Polyporales, Phanerochaetaceae. The transcript has 6 exons. Gene Ontology annotation, cellular component: cytoplasm.
GCGCAGAUAGUGCUCCCAGAAGACCAAGACCCGCGGCAACAUGUCCAAGAAAACCGACGAGGGAAAGAAGAACGUCGUCAUCGUCGGCGGAGGUGCUGCUGGCGUCGAAGUCGUACAGCAACUCGCAAAGCAGCUCGACCACGCGCAGUACAACCUGAUCUUGCUUAAUGCGCGGCCGUACUUCGUGCACGUUAUCGCCGGGCUGCGGAUGGCCGUCUCCGAGGCGGAGCGGCUCGAAGACCAGGUGCUCAUCCCUUACGACCGGCUCCCAGCGACCUUUGUCCAGGGCACGCUCGUGGAGAUCGAGGAGACUGCUCCUGGCAAGGGCGGUGUGCUCGUCCUCGCGAACGGCGACCGUCUCGAAUACGCGGCCCUCAUCCUCGCAACGGGUUCCAAGUGGCCAGGCCUGAUCGACUAUGGAGACUCGAACGAGGAGGUGCACGAGAAUAUCAGGAUCUGGCGCGAGAGGUUCGCCCAGGCGAAGAAUGUGGUCAUUGCGGGCGGAGGCGCGGUCGGUAUCGAGCUUGCCGGCGAGAUUGUCGACGCACAUCCGAACACUAAGGUCACCAUCGUUCAUAGCGGCACGCGACUGAUGAACGACGUCUACCCGGACAAGUUCCGAAAGAGCCUAGAGCAGAAGGUCCUCUCCCGCGGGAUUGCCCUCAUAGACCGGGACUACGUCGACAACUUCCCCGAAGCACUCACCGCUACCGACAUCGUCACACGCAGGGGCAAGACAAUCAAGGGUGCCGACCUUGUGAUCCCGGCCUUUGGCUCGCGUCCAAACACUGGCAUUAUAAACACACUCGGAGCCGGCGUCCUCACCGAGGCUGGCUACGUCAAGGUGAAGCCGACGCUCGAGCUGCCGGACCAUCCGGGCGUGUUUGCCGUGGGCGACAUCGUCGACUGGAACGAACAGAAGCAGGCUUUCAAAAGCGGAAACCACGCGUCCGUUGCCGUGCCGAACCUGCUCAGCUUCCUCCGUGGCCAACCCCAGAAGAAGGUCUACAAGGGCUCGACAGAGAUGAUCGUCGUCCCCAUCGGAAGGUCGUACGGCGCAGGGUAUUUUGAUGUUCUCUGGGGCAUCACUGUGGGUAACUGGUUCACCGGCAUGAUCAAGGGGAAGGACCUUCUCGUAGGCAUGACGCGGAAAAAUGAUGCACCACCUUCUUAA